Molecule: messenger RNA, 24254 nt
Organism: Diabrotica virgifera virgifera (western corn rootworm)
Lineage: Eukaryota; Metazoa; Arthropoda; Insecta; Coleoptera; Chrysomelidae
Product: signal-induced proliferation-associated 1-like protein 1
Exons: 16
Coding region: 280-4701 (1473 amino acids)
Biological process (GO): regulation of small GTPase mediated signal transduction; activation of GTPase activity
Cellular component (GO): cytoplasm
Molecular function (GO): protein binding; GTPase activator activity
Source: RefSeq, a predicted model, not a curated record
GUUGUGGCAUGGAGUAGUGUGUUGAGGUUGUUGAAUUUUCGGUUUUGUUAUUGAUAUUUUGACAUGUAAACGAACCAAGUAUAGAAGUGUUUUUGUUUUGUUUAGUGUUAAUAAUUGUUUUGUUUUCAAAGUUGAAUAUUGUGUUUGUUAGUAAACUCUAACGAAGGUACUUAAUUCGAGAAUAGAAGUACCUAGCAAAAGGAAACAAAAGGCUUUAAAGUGACGUUAUUUUGUGUGCCUCGACAAAAGCGAUCAUCUCAGAGCGAAAGCCGUGAUGGGAUGAUCGGCCUGCAAGAGUGUGGGCCCGCGCCGCCUAGAGCGCCGCUCUCGACCACAGCGCCCUCAGCCGGAAACAGUAACCGCAUCCGGGAAAGAACCGCCAUAGCCGUCGACUAUUACAACACCCAUGUCCAUCGAGCUUGGACCAACGCAGGACUAUCCACCAACAAUAGGUCUUCUUUCAACGACCGACACCACCACCAUCCAGCCCCAAGGAGACCACAACUCUACGCUCCGGAUCAUCUCUGCCGCAGCAAUUCCAGUCUAGAACUCCUCGAGCACAACGGCCGACCGUCGAAUUCCAAUUCUCCUCUAUUGAAGAGGGAAUAUGGAAGCCACGGAUCGAUAGAUGUCAUCGAUAGGCCGCAAGGGAUAAUAACUGUCAAUAAUGAGUUUUUCAAGAUGCUGCAGGACUACAGACCUGCAGGUCUAGUAAGUACCGACCAGCGAUCCCCUGGACCUUCGGAGUACCUCAGAGGAAAAGUUGACGGCAAUGCUGACGACCAAUCAGCGCAAAGUCCCAAACAUAAAAACAAAGUGAAAAAACACUUUUGGGCCAACGGUAGUGCCCCAUCCACCAAUUCGAAGAUCUCAAAACAGACUAUGGAUGACAGUGUAGUGUGUAGUAGUACUUCGGUGUGUAUAUCCGCCGAGAGUGAAGAAAUCGCGAGGAGACGUGCGUUUGCGCAUCACGAUUGUCAAUCGUUGACGACGAAUUUGAACUACGCCGUUAGGCUGAGGAAGAAUCUGUUGGCGAAGAGACGAAAUACAGCUACAGGUGCUUCGGCUGCUUCUGUGAUGGUUCGGUCUUCUACACCUGACGGAGAAAACGAGGACGACACUGGAGAUGGACAGAGCAACGAUUUAGUAGAGAACUGCCCAUUCUUUAGGAAUGAAAUAGGAGGUGAAGAAGAGAGGAUAGUAAGUUUGUCCAGGCUACAAAAUGGACACAACAGAAAACCUCUUCACAGACCUCCCCUAGCUUAUGGAGUGGCCGUUUUGGAAUUUUCUUCUGGAGAGACACAUUGGAGGCAUUCGACUUGUCCCUACCAGCGGUUUCCUAGGCCGAUAGAAAAUGUCGACCAAGGAGCUCUCUAUUACAGAAAAUUUUUUGUUGGAAAAGAGCACCAGAACUGGUUUGGAAUGGAUGAGCAGCUUGGUCCUGUGGUUAUCUCCAUAAAACGAGAAAAAGUUGUACAUCCGGAGAAUCAAUUAACGACUACACUUAUGCAAUAUCAAUAUAGGUUAGUUGUCCGAACAUCUGAACUCCAAACUCUCCGAGGCGCCGUAUUGGAAGACGCAAUUCCAAACAUCAAACCCUCCAGCAAUCCCAAAACACUUAAUACCAAAGAAGUUCUCGAAUACGUAGUCCCCGAAAUCCAGUUAACCGCUUUAAAGCUCGGAAUCCACAACCAGCACGUCACUGAACAAAUUUUAAAAUUGGAUGAACAGGGUCUUACCAAUCACUAUAAGGUUGGUAUAAUGUACUGCAAGGCUGACCAAAAUACUGAAGAGGAAAUGUACAAUAACGAAGAGGCAGGCCCAGCAUUUUUAGAAUUUUUAGAAACCAUUGGAAAAACAGUAAGAUUGAACGGAUUUGAUAAAUACAAAGCAGGAUUGGACAAUAAAACCGAUUCUACCGGUCUAUAUUCCGUAUAUGCACAAUACCAAGAAUGCGAGAUUAUGUUCCACGUAUCAACCAUGCUCCCAUUCACCCCCAACAACCGUCAACAGCUACUCAGGAAACGACACAUUGGCAAUGAUAUUGUAACCAUUGUCUUUCAAGAACCCGGUGCAUUACCUUUCACUCCGAAAGGUAUUCGAUCUCAGUUUCAACAUGUUUUUAUAGUCGUACAUGCUAUAAACCCAUGUACGGAGAACACUCAUUAUAAGGUAGCUGUAAGUCGAUCUAAGGACGUUGAAGUCUUCGGACCUCCCAUCAAGGAAGGCGCCAUCUUUCCGAAGGGCAAAGUGUUCGCUGAAUUUCUGCUCGCCAAAGUGGUGAACGCGGAGAAUGCCGCGCAUCGAUCCGAAAAAUUCGUCACGAUGGCGACGAGAACGCGGCAGGAAUACCUAAAAGAUCUUGUACAGAAUUAUUCAACGUCUACAAUUGUCGACACUGGACAAAAAUUUUGUGAGUGUAAUGAUUUGUUCGUAGCAAUAUUUAGUAGCAAAAAGAAGGAAAAAUUCCGUCCCCGGUUCAUACCGGACCUAUGCCAAAGAGGUGCCAUUUUAUGGCAAGUAUUAUUAGACGAUAGUGGACAAGGACAACAAAUAGAAUGUUUCCUCGGUAUUUCUUCGGAUACGUUUAUACUUAUCGAAGAAAUAUCUAGACAGAUAGUUUUUGUAACGCCUUGUAAAUCGAUCCUGGGAUGGUCACCUCAGACGAACAGUUUGAGGUUGUACCAUCACCAAGGGGAGUGCAUGACGAUUCACAUGAGGGAUUCUCAUGGAGACAGGGACGAACUUAUGGAAAUCAUGGAGAGGUUGAAGGCUGUUACUUUUGGACACCUAGCGCAAGAGUUAACGAUUAGAAAGCCGAACAGUGAUGGUCGGAACAUCAUGGGCCAACUGGGAUUCCACGUCCAACCUGACGGAAUCGUGACUCUUGUAGAAAGUGCAGGUCAAGCCUGGCAGGCGGGUCUUCGACAAAAUUCCCGUCUAGUAGAAAUCUGUAAAGUAGCCGUGGCCACCCUCACCUACGACCAAAUGGUGGACUUGCUGAAGACGUCCAUAACCGUUACUCUAACUGUGAUACCACCUCUUCCUGACGGAAACUCACGUAAGGGAUGUACCCUUCAAAACUGCAAGUACAAUGAAGCUCAUUACGAAGGUGAUUACGACAAUACUACGAACGAAGAAAACAAAAGUAAGAAAGCGCCCCAAAUCCAGCAAGCGGUAUCUGGAAACCAUAGACGAAUCUACGAGAGGAGUUUUUCGCCUCCUAGAAGUAGUAAUAGUUCUGGAUAUGGGACUGGUAGUAGCAGUAAGUCUUUUCAUGGCCCGGAAGCAAGGUUUCAAAAUAACAUAGAGGGUACUUUAACAAGUUCUUCCAGUGGCCAUUCUGACGACAAAUGGUACGACUUUCUACACGAAUUCGAGGCACCCCCUGUACCCCUGAAAGUGAGCCAGCAUGUGUCUCGCAUUCACCAUGCCAACAACACUUUUCCUAGUACCCCAAAACGAAACAACUCUCAUCAAAACUCAUAUUUGCAAGUACCCCAAAAUAAUCAAUUUUCUAUUCAGCACAAUAAGGUCCAUAUAAGCAAUUCCGUUCCUUUGCAACACAUCAAUAUGUCACAACCGCUGACAGCUUCAAUACAUAGUAGUACCAAUGAUAUGGACGUAUAUAAGAGCGAGAAGAAUAAUCUUAUUAAACAGCAUAAUGAACGGUUGCGACAAGAAAGUGAUUACAUGAGCACUAGAGGUUCUAGUAGAUCUGACUAUGCUACAGUGCAAAGUCUGAACAAUGAUUUUAAUAGGGUAGCUCUAAAUGAGAGCCAUUCUACAGACAGUUCUAUUAGCGAAAGAAUUAAUUUAAUAGGUAGCGAAGAAGAGUUGUCCGUUGGUACAGGAAAUGCGUCUCCUAGAACUAGGAGAGCUAUGAAACACUCGAAUAUAACACAGAAUUAUAGUAAUCGAAACCAAAGUCCUAGAUCUAUGAAUGGAGAGGCGAAACUAAGACCGGGUGUUACUUCUCGUAGUUCAAAUCGCAAUAGUGCCAAUUUAUCCACAAACUUCCAAGAAGAGCUUCUACGUCUAAUCAACCCUGAUAACAUAGAAGCUACUUCUGACCAAAAAGUAGCGAAAGAGUCUAAAAAUCACUCCAGGGAAAAUCUUAAUACUACAUUAAGUGUACAUAAGACCCAACCAGAAGUGAUAUUGACAAUGGCUCGACCUGCUACUGUUAUUUCUAAUGCUAGUACUACCUCCAGUCCUCUACCCAUAGAGUUCAAACGAACUCAGGACGAAUAUAAGAGGACUCAAGAUGAUCUUGGUGCUUCUCACGUGCCUUUGAGUAAACUGAAGACGACUGUGAGUUUCCCAGAUGAUUUUCCACUGCCGGAAGAUGGAGACUGGCCAAGUUUGGUUGACACAGCCACAAGCUUUAUAAAUCAAGUUGGAUCCAACCAUGAAGGUGGUAAAGAUAUGGAAGGAACACGAUGCUGGAGUGAUGAUGGCGUCAUAGAUGCUUCUAUAGCUUCUACGGUCAGUUCGAGUACGAGUGUUCCUGAACUGCAAAGUCACGUUGCCGAACUGGAGUCCAAAGUUAGUAUUGAAACUAGACGUCGAAUGUCUUUGGAAAACGAAGUCCGCAGGCUCAAGGAAGAAAAUCGGAAAUUGCAAGAUCAAGCUCAUGCAGCUGUCCAGCAACUCAGGAAAUUCACCGAAUGGUUCUUCAAAAACGUGAAGAGGCAGUAAUUUCAUUGCCAUCGUUUUUAUGUUAUGCUAUUUUGAAACUUACUUUUCACUUACAACUUUUCGAGUAUUGUUGACUAAAAGAAGAUUCAGCUAUAUGAUUUCAAUUUUUUUGUUUUCUUUUGUCUUUAAAGGUGCCAAAUGGUUAACGUCCGAGCAGUGCCCGCAAUAAGUUAACUAUUAUAGUUACAGGCUACGUGUGGCUAACUUAUAACUAAAUUAUUCUAGUAACUCGAUGUUUUCAUGAGUGUUUCAGAUUUUUUGUAAAUUUAUGUAGUAAUAAUUUUUAGACAUCUUGAAUAAGGAGGUAGUUUAAGAAAUGAAAAACAGCUAAAUUUAAUAAAAAAAAUUUUUAAACACUAUAAAUAAUUUUAAUUAAUUGGGACAAAUGCAAAGAAAAUCACUAGCUUAGCUCACGUGGAAUCAUGAAGUCAUGUUCUUGACUUCAUCAAAUGUUUCUUGAGAAUAAUAUUCUGCAUAAUAUGGCAUAUUAUGACAUAAGUUUUCAAUGGGAUCUAGAUCUGGUGAAUUACCAUGUCAAAAUUUCAAAACGACUCAGCAAUAUUUUUUUAUAAAAUGUAAAUCCAGAAUAUGCGCUAUAUUCAAUACAGAUAAAAUAAUAAUUGAGUUCUAACAGAAGAGAACUCAUUUUAAGUAUUAUCUUAUAAAAAAUUUGUUUUUGGAAAGUUUUAAGUGAAAAGUGGUUUUUUAACGUAUUUAUUAAAUAAAACAAUCACAAAGUGUUUUGAUGUAUAUAUGUAUAAUUUUUAUUAACCGUUUAUAUACGAAUUUUUAAAUCUCUUCAUGUAUGAUAUAGUGUAUGUUAUAGUACAAAAUUGUUUUAUUUAUUCUAAAUGAUUGAUAAUCUGUUAUAAUGACGUAAUGUUUAUAAAAAUACGUUGCUUACAUUGUUCAGUAUAGGACUCUCCUUAAAUAACGUAAUUUUCACUAGUUACCACAGUGUUCAGAUGUUGGUGUAUCUGAAUAAUAUAAGUAGUUAAUUAAUUUGAAGUAUACAGUAGUUAAGCUAUUCAAAUUAUUAGUAGUGGCACUUUUCCGAAGAGAGUUAGUAUUUUUUUUUAUUUUAUAAAGAAUAAGGUAUCAACAUCAUCAUUGGCUUUACAACCCAUCGUGAGUCUUGACCUUUCUCAAAAUCAGCUUCCAUUCCUUUCUAUCCUUCGCAUUGGUUUUCCAAUUUCGUCCUCUUUACACUCGUAAGUCGUCUUUAACCUUGUCCGUAAAUCGUGCUCUGGGCCUUCCUUUUCUCCUCAUUCUAUCCGGUCUUUGGUUAUAAAUGUGUUUCGACGGCUCCAUCUCAUUCACUCUCUCUAAGUGGCCUAGCCACCGUAGUCUGUUUAUUUUGAUAAACGAAAUUUUUAUUUUGAUUGACGAAAAGGCGGCGAGACUUUGGGCUUGGUUCGGAUGCCGCACUUACCGACUGCCCGCGAUGUUUUCCUGAUGCUUGCACGGAGGUGUACACUUUUGAGCCCGGUCACCAAAACGGUAGUGAUACCAACAUAAUAUGUCACUAUUACGUUCCCUGCUGUAGCUCUGUCUCUAGGAUACGGUCGUGCCUCUUGAGUUGCUGCGGUUACGACGGUAUGUGUUAGCUUGUGCUUGAGCAUUUGAUAAGCUAGCUAGCUGAAUUUUCAUUUCAGCUAAUUCGGCUGUUAAUUUCCCGAUGGCAACUGCAAUCAGAUUAACUUAUGAAGCACUGUUAUUGGCACUGUCCGUCAUUUUCACUAUUCACUGUUUUAACCGGCAAAAGUAUAUUAUUAUCACUAUUUUUAAAAGUUCGCGUCGUUUUAUUUAUUCGCGGGGUCACCAGUGUUCCGUUGGUGGUUUACGGAAACCAUUAAAUGAAAUUAAAAUAAGUGUAAAACAACGAACAGUAAUAUAUUUAUUUAUUUUGAGUAAACAAGCGUGCUUCGUUUAUAUCUUGUAAGGGUUUGUUAUUUUAGCGAGGGUGUGACUACACCGCGUGCCCGCUGUGACGAUACUGGCCGAGACCACAAACGCUAUUACGUCAUCAUGUAUGCGGUUCUACCAUGUGGCCAGAAAAGGCGAUAAAUUACCAAAUCUGGCGUUUUAAAAGUUGAGAACCUUUCUGUAGUUUUUAAGAAGUUGGCAUAAAGACCGUGGCCAAUGUGGCAUCGUAAUCUAUUACUGAAUUUGUGUUUCCCUGAAAAAACCAUUAAUUUUAUUCAAUCUGGUUUUGUAUUUUAGGAACGAAAACCCAUGUGAAUUUAACAUGAGACGUAUUCUUCCGUUUUGAGAAAAGUUAAUAUUUAAAAUUAGCAAUUAAAAAAAUAAUAAAUGAAGCGUGUCGCUUCAUUUAUUAUUUUAUUUAUUUAGUAUACCUACCAACACUAGGCUCACUAUAGAGGCGGUAAAGCUCAAAAUUAUAGCGUGUACGCUAUAAUCCGUUUUUCUGCAAACCUUUAUAAAUAUGGUUGAGGAUUUUACUUUCAAAAUAGCCUAACCUUUCUUUAUCACUUUUUGUUAUAGUUCACGUUUCUUACGCGUAGGCAAGGACUGGCUUGAUUAGAGUUGUGUAUAUCAAUAUUUUUGUUCUUUUUGUGACUGUUUGAUGUUAAACAUUUUUUUCCAUAGUACGCUCUAUUUGCUAGGUACCUAUAUAUCUCUGUUAAUUUCUGCAGUUACUGUAUAACUUUGGAUGAUUUGUGAGCCUAGAUAUAUGAACUCUCUUACUCUUUCGAAAGUAUAUGUUCCAACCGUUAGAUCUUCGGGUUUUGCUAUUUGAGUAUUAUUUGCGACCUUCAUAUAUUUACUUUUAUUAGUAUUAACGUGUAGACCCAUUAUUUUUGCUGCUGCUUCCAAUGCCGUGAACGAUUGAACCAGGUCCGCCUUUCUUCUUGCUAUGAUAUCAAUGUCGUCUGCAUAUGCUAGUAUUUGUCUUUUUCUUCUUCAAGUGCCGUCUCCUAAUCGGAGGUUGGAUAUCAUCAUCACUAUCCUUACUCUAUCCACCGCUGCUCUAAAGAGUUCUAUAGAACUGCAUUUAAACCAGUCCCUUAAAUUCUUCAACCGUGACACUCUCCUUCUUCCUAUACUCCUUCCGCCUUUUAUCUUUCCCUGUAUUAUCAGUCUUAGCAUUUCAUAUCGCGGUCCCCUCAUUAAAUGUCCCAGAUAUUGUAACUUUCUUUUUUUAUUGUGUUUAUUAUUUCGCAUUCUUUACCUAUUUCUCGCAAUACUUCCGUGUUCGUUUUCUUCUGUGUUCAUGCUAUUCUAAGCAUCCUUCUGUAACACCACAUUUCAAAUGACUGUAACUUAUUUAUGUGUUCCUCUUCUAGUAUUUGUACAGUCCUAUAAAUAAUGGUCCCCCUUAUUGCUAUUGCAGAUUAUCUUUCUAGGACAAUGUUGAAUAGAGGAAACGAUAGGCUAUCUUCCUAUCGAAGUCCUGUUUGUCUCUGGAAAAUUCUUGCUAGUCCGUUCUGCACUCGAACCUUACACUUGACUGUCGAGAGAGUUGCUUUCACCAAUUUCACUAAUUGUAUCGGAUAUUAAAUUCUACCAUGGCUGUGUAUAGUGCGUUUCUAUCUACACUGUCAUAGACACAUCUAAAAUCCACAAACAAAUGGUGAGUAUCAAUUCUGUUUGCUUACUAUCAGGUAUUGAACGAAACAAGUAAUAAAAUAAAACACAAGCAAUAAACACUAAUUACAACACCUGCUAAUGCCUUCUGAUAGCGAAUAAAUAUGGUGAGAAAGUGGAAUUUCUCCAUAAGCGCAAUACAAUAAUACACAAAUUCAAAUUGGUUUGUUGCUAAAUAAUUCAAAAAUGAAACAAUGGAAAUAAAGGAUAAAUAAUAUAGGUAAUUAAAACCACUUACCGAUAACUUGUUCAAUUCGAAACAUUAGGGAACGAACGAGCGAUGUCGAUGUGUGCACACACUUUUCUGGUCUCGAUGCAUCUCACUCCUUAUCGCAGGGGGAAAGAAUUUCUGGCUUCAAGUGGUAAUGCCCCGAACCCCGAACGUCGCUACCGCGAUAUGUGGUGUUUUCGAUACGGUCAUAGAAAGGAACACGGGUGUCGACAUGGGUAAAAGGGAUAUGAUUUCGAACUAUUCAAACCAAAUUAAUUUAUGGAAUUUCAAACAAAUUCCAUAAUCCACAUUCCGAAGAAUAAGGUAUAGUCACUGGAAUAAUGGUUUAUUAGAUAUAAACUCAAUAAUUUUAUACUGUUGAUAGUUUUGUCUAGAUUGCCGGCCCCAUUCAAACGACAUCGUCAUAUUGUGGACAGGCUGUCAAUAAUCUAGAAGAAUGAAUAUGAGUCCAAGCCAGUACAAUUUAUUAUUUUUUCAACCAGGAAUGGUUACGUCUUCACAGUCCCCUUUUGCCAUCUAUUUUUCUAUAAAUGUACAAUUCAAAAGUUUUGAUGCCUUUUUUUACAGAAGAGUCCAGUUCUCACAGCCAGCCGUAAAGAAAGCAUUGGGAAUACAUAACAGCGUAGCAUUCGGAUUUGAAGUCUCAUGUCUAAAUUCCGCGUGAUGAGGAAGUUCUCCAAUCCGAUAAACGUCUUUCUAGGCUAGUUGAGUUCUUGGUAAGACUUCUUUCGGCGAAUCUCAACCACUCUUUAUUAGGUAUUUACCAGGUAUCUGAUGUAUAACAACUUGAUAUCUGAUGGAUGUUCAACGAUUCUGCUAUAUAUUCUUCUAUAGAGGACAGCUUGUGUUUGUAAUUUGGAGAAAAACAUAAGUUGCGUUUUGGUGUUCAUAUUAUAUAGGCCAUAACGCUCGCUACAUUCUAUAAGUUCCUGUAGUUCCGGCAGACUGCUGGCAAGAACAACUAUAUCAUCCGCAUAUCAUAUUAUUAAUUGUGUGGCUACACGCUUUAAUUACUAUUUUUGCUAAUUUUAUUUUUUAAUAACUUUUCUCAAAACGGUCAUAUAAAAUUCACAUUUAAUAUACAAACCAGAUGCUAAGAAGUUUUACGAAACGAAAUGUAUCCCUAACCAUAUGUUUUUGGUGUGAUCAGUUUAACAAACUGAAUUCCCCAUAAAUCAAUUACCUUAUCAGACCUUAUGUCAACGCACUUUGGAAAUACAUUCGAUACGUUUCUUAAAACUACAGAAAGGUUCUGAGCUUUUAAAAUGCCAGAUGUAGUAAUUUAUUGCCUUUUCUAACCAUAUUGUAAAACCGCAAACAUGAUGACCGUGUUGUGGUCUCUGCAGUAUCGUCACAGCAGGCAGGCAGUUCAGACGCACCCUCGCUGCUCCAAAACAAUAAGCAACCCUCUUACAAGACGAAUAAGCACGCAUUUUAACCAAAAAUAAAAUAAAUAUUAUUGUUCAUUGUUUACACUUAUUUUUAAUUGAUUCCAUUAACACCCACCAUCGGAACAAUUGUUUUGCCGUUGAUUAUGAUUUCUGCGCUUACUUACUUAGUCCUAAGCCUUUCUACCUUUAGGUGUAAGGCUGGUGGAGUUGAGUUUGACAUUGUAGUUUCCAUGCUUUCAGAUCUUGUGUUAGGUUUCCUGCACUUUCCAAUGUCGAUCCUUCCUUCUCGACUUCUUUCCUGAUUUCAUCUACCCACACAACUCUUGGUCUUCCCCUUUUGUUUUUCCUCUGCACUAUCGUUUCGAACACUCGUUUUGUUAGUCUCUCGUUCGACAUUCUACACACGUGCCCGAACCAUCUAAGUUGUCCCUCUACUAUUUUUUCAUUGAUUGGUUCUAGUUUUAGAUUUUGUUUAAUUGUUUCGUUUCGUAUUUUGUCUGUCCUCUUUCCGUUUCUGCGCUAUUACUUUUAAAAGUAUCUGCGAUUAUAUUUUUCGAGUACAGAUUAAAGAGAAGUGGCCACAAUAUAUAUCCCUGUCGUACACGUUUUCUUAUGGCUAUCUUUUCCGAUACAUAUAUUGUUGCGCUUCAGUCUUAAUUAAGCUAUCUGAUGCCAAUACAGUUAUGUGGUAAUUCGUAAGUCACAAUCAUUAAUACCUCACGAGUUCACACUUCGAUCGUCUAUUUUUUUCUUAAUCCUUUAUUUCGUAAUACUUUUAAUGUUGGUUAUGCCCUUUAAUUUAUUAAAGGGCAUAACCAAUUAAAAUUUAUUAUUAUUACGCAACUCAUAAAUAUUGGCAAUAUAAUUUUAAAGUCUUCUACUUUAAAAUGUAUCAUACGUAUCUGAAUUGCCGAUAUAAAUGAGUCAAAUUAAAUAAAUUAUUAGAAGAAUUUUUUUUUACCAAACAACAACAUUUUUGUUUAUGUUAGUAGUAUUUUGUAUUUUGACAACGGCACCCGAUUUGGGCGUCGAAACGUUAAUAAAAAUCAUUUUUUAAUAAUAUUGUGGCUUAUUUCCCAUUAUAAAUAGUUAAAACUUUAAUUUAUUAUUGUAUUUUAUCAAUUUUCUAUUGUUUAAGAUAGUAGAAUUGGGUUCAAUAUUGUUCAAAAGAUUCAUUUCCUUAAUAAUUACUAUCAGCUAUGUCGUAUAUAAUUUUAAGAGUUUUUGUUUUAGAUGUAAAAAGUAUCAAAUUGUUUUUUCCUGAGGAUUCAUUUUUUGUUUUACUUUUUUACUUUAUUUCUUACAUCUUACGUUUUAUAUGUUCAAGUGGUUUUGAAGUAGGUAACUGAGAGCGCGGGGAUAUCCUCGACUAUUGACAUUUUUAGUGUUCUUUGAUGGGUGCUUUUAAUAUACCGAGCUUUUAUGUUUAUUUAAACAAUGUUUUAAAAACUAUAUUUUACGUUGACUAAAGUAUAAGAUCAUAUCGUAUUUUUUUAAAAAACAUCGGAAAAGUGACCACAAUGACUUCAGGAUACUUUGUUUUUUCUUUUUUUAAUUAUUAAACGGAACUUAAAGAGUUUAUUUUUAUUUUUCCUUCUUUUUGAAUAUAUGUUUAUUUUUCUGUUUGGCCCUUCGUACGGUUACAAAUUUUGAGUAUUUAUUUAUUUUUUCUCAAAAACAAAGUAUCGUGAUCAUGGCUCGUAAAAUACCGACAAGAGAUCUAACAGAUCAUGCUAUAGAUUAUUCAUAAAUGUAGCAACUACAUUUUUUAUAACUUGUUUUAUCGGUGUACGAACAAAUAAUCCCGGAUAAAAAAUCCCCCCAAAUUAUUCCUGGACAAGAAAUCCCCAGACAAAAACUUCCCAUAAAUAAUCUCCGGACAACAAAUUCCGGUCCCCACAAAUAUAAUAAUCGCCACAAUUUUUUUUUUAACAAAAUAUUCCCACAAAUUCGGGGCAAAAAUUCCCAAGAAAUAUACCGAAUAGUUUUCAAAAGUUUUCCCGUGGACGCAAUUGAAAUAUUUUUCAGCCUCAUUGCAUGAGAGUAUAGCAAUCGCCAUGAAACCGCUUGCCGGCACGAAAAUAAUGAUUAGCAAUAAGUAAGCAUAAAUUGUAAUUUCGAUUACCAGCGCUGAAAAAUCUCUUUGAAUUUACUAAAGCUAGAUUUUUCACAGUUGAUUACUGUGAUGGUGUAGAGAAACAUACUGCGGUCGGUCAAGCGAAACGUAGAACAGGGGUUACUGAGAGGGUGUCAAAGUUGCUUUCCUACGAAGGUAAUUAAAUCAAUUUACUAUGGCUGAAAAUCAGUACACACAUUCUAAAUUAAAUAAAAAUAAAAGUUAUUAUAGUCGGUCAGCUGUAUGACGGGACGGAGCCGGUCGGUCGGCCCCAGUGAAUGUACAGGGUUAUUCACUAUAUUUUGACCCCCUUGUAAACUGCUUUAUUUACAGAAUUUGAAAAAAAAUGUAAAAAUUGGGACCGACCGACCGGCUCUCUCCCGUCAUACAGCUGACCGACUAUAAUGACUUUUAUUUAUUUUCAAUUUAGAAUGUGUGUACUGAUCUUCAGCUUUAGUAAAUGGAUUUAAUUAUACCUUCGUAGGAAAGCAACUUUGAUACCCUCUCAGUAACCCCUGUUGAAGCCUCAGCCUGAAGCGUUUCGCUUGACCGACCGCAGUAUGUUUCUCUAUACAAUCACAGUAAUGAGCUGUGAAAAAUUUAGCUUUAGUAAAUUCAAAGAGAUUUUUCAGCGCUGCCUCUCCGUCUAUUAGAUUUUGGUUUGGAUUCAGCACACAACACAGGCUGCUCUGAUGAUACCAAGAGGUUGAAACAUAUGUAAACAGAUGGUAGUGGUCUCUGAAACAAGUUAAAUCUUAGGUAAAUAAAACUGUCUUUAUUUACCUUCGAUUUUACUCACGAAUUGAGUACUAGGAUUCAAAAUUAGUUAAUCUUUACCUAGAUAAUAUUUACCUAGAUAAAUAAUAAUUUAUCUAGGUAAAGAUUAACUAAUUUUGUAUCCUAUGAAUUAUAUGAGGGGUAUAGUUGCAGCUUAGUUGAUCUUUUCAGAGCAGCCGCCAAUAAGGUACGGAUAGCUGUGAUGAUAGCCAACCUCCGAUAGGAGAAGGAACUACAAGAAGAAGAAGAUAAUGCAUAUUUUAGAUCCCCUAUGUCUAUGCAUUUAUCGCCCCUUUUCCUUGCAAAUUAUAGAAGGAUAGGGUAUAGGUGAAAGUGAGAAUUUGCUUCUGACCUAAUGUUAUUUACGAUAUCAUUUUUAAUAUUAUUUAAUACUAGCUGACCCGGUGAACUUCGUUGCACCUUAGAUAGUGUGUCAUAAUUAGAUAAUCUGUCAUAAUUUUGAUUAUAGAUCAGUUGCUUGAACGUAAUGGCUAAAAAUCAAUUACUCAAAAUCAACUGCUCGAAAAUGAAUUUCUAGACAUGAAAAUUGAUCGAAAUGCAAUUUCCUCGAAUAAAAAAGAAAAUUAUAUGUCCAAAUAUUUUAUGCAAAAUUUGUAAGUAUGGUCGAAUGAAAUCCGAUAGUUUUAAGGCAUUCCAGAAGCCGCUACAGAUAAAAUGUUUUAACAACUUAUUAAUCAUUCAGAAUUAGUCGACACUUAUUAAAAGUUAAAAUAAUUAAGACAAUAAUUGGACGAUAACGAUUUAAUGAGUGGAAAACAAUUAAAAAUUAUUUUGCAUAUCAUAUUUGAGACAGUAUUUGGUUGAAAAAUCUCAUUUUUGCUGGCCAAAAAUAUAUUAAUUUGUCUGGACUAAAUUACAGAUCUGUUUAUCUUAAAAGGGAUAUGAUACUAUCAACAUUCACACAGUGUUGCCAAACUGGAUUUUGUUAUUUUGAGUCUAAAUUUUCCCAGCGAUCUCCGAGGGUACAAUACAUAAGAAAGAUACAUAAUAUGACAAAUUAUAUGAUAUUCCACGUAUACAGUACGUAAAUCGUUCAGCUGGACAUAGGGAACAUACAAUAUAUAGAUUUAGAUACAUAAAUACAUACAUUGUAUUAUAUUGAGAUAACUGAGGCAACUGAGUUUUCUCGAUGACAAUAUGGUUGUUAGCAUUAAGGGGCAUUAACCUCAAAAUUUACAAAUCAUUUCGACUGACACAAAUAAACGUCAAAAUAUGAGAAUGUAGUAGGUAGCUAAAUAUUUUUGGCCUAAGAGAAUGGAAAAACUGUUUAGGUUUUAAAGUAAAAUAAAUUUUAUUAUUUUAAUUCAUACCUUAAACUUUAACUACACGCGCUGGCGUAUUUUUGUACGCCACAUAUAAGAAUUCUACUACAAAUGAAUUUAAAAAUUUAAUUUUUGUCUUUGUUUAUUUAUCUAACCUAUCACUGGAAUGUGCUUUACACUGGAUUUAGUUUCGUUAUAAUCGGCAUUCUAGGAAGAUCGUAAUUUACAAUUUAUUAUUUGUUGUUUCCGGUAGUGGAUAACAUACGCCACAAUUAUAGUAAUACAAUUAGUAAUAUAAGUACAUAUUUCAAAUGUUUUUUAGUCAUUAUGGCACAAAUAUAUUUUUCUUUAUAAACAAUACUUUUUCUCAGGUAAAAAAUAUCGUUUCAAAAAAAUAUUAUUAGCAAUUUUAUUUAUCAUGGAAUCAGAUUCCAGUUAUAUAUCCCAAUUUGCUUACUGAGAAGGAACUCCAAGUAUCCGCUGACGCCGAGUAAGGUUUAUAACAAACAAAUAAGUGUAAUUUUUCAAAAAAAAAACAAAUCCGCUGUUUUUAAGUAUAUUUUCUUGUGGCGUAUAAAGAACGCCACGCGUGUAGUUAUGUUAUAUUUUGAUGUGCGGGUAGUUAAAGGUUAAAAUUCUAAAUAUUAAUUAAUUAUCACAAUAACAAAAAAUAUUAUCAAUCAUUUAAUACAUGCAAUAGUGUACAUGAUAUUUUUCGUUAGUUCAUCUACUAAACAUAAAUAAACUGGAUGGUUUGCCCACGCGAAAGCAAGAUUUUUUAAAAAUUCGUAAAAUUAAAAAAUUCAUAUUUUAUCCAAUUUGAGUCCAAAAGCUAAUCUGUUGCAGUUUUCUUUUAUGAAAUUUCCCAUUGGUUCUUCUUCUGUGCUCAGAAUUUUGCCACGGCUUACGGUUCGCUAUUUCGGAAACGGACUGCGCUAGAGAAGAAAAAAUAGCAGCGUUUUGUUCGGAAUUCAGCAGGGAAUCUACCUGCCAAAUUUCAUGAAAAUCGGUCAAUUCGUUUCGGAGGAGUAUGGCAACAAACUAACAAAGUGUAACUAACAUAACUCGACUUUCUUUUAUAUAUAUAUAGAUGUAAAAUAUUUAAAUGGCUAUUAAAAAAUAACGGUUGAAGAUAAAAAAGUGAAAAUUUAGGAUUGUAUGUAUCUUUUGCUUCUACAUCAUACAAAAUUAAGAAAAAACGGUUUGUCAAAAAAUUAAAAAAAUAUAUCAGGGGGGGCAAGCCCCUUUAUGACGUACGGGCAUGAAUUCAGAGUUAUGCCUAUUCCCAGUCCGGUAGAAUACACUUGUAAAAUUUCAUAACAAUCUGAUGAGCCGUUCUCGAGUUAUUAUCAGUGUAACUAACAUAACUCGACUUUCUUUUAUAUAUAUAGAUUAUUUAAAUAUAGUCUCUUAUAUUUCGCCAAUCUUUUGAAAACUAUUCUGCAGUAACUAUUUCUUGGGAGAUUUUUUGUCCGGAAUUUUUCCUGGGGAUAUUUUGUAGAAAAAAAUAAUAAAAUUUGUGGGGAUAAUUUGACCGGAAUUUUUUUUGGGGAUUUUUUGUUCGGGGAUUUUUUGUCCAAUAAUAUAGUGUGGAGAUUUUUUAUCCUGGUUUAUUUGUCCAGGGAUUAAUUGUCGUAGGUUCAUUUUGUCGUGUGCACGAUCUUCCCGAAAUUGAUAUACGAAAGACUUUUAACAGCCGUUGUCCAUUUGUUAAUCUUAUGAGGGCUUCUAUAAUUAGAACUUAGAAAUUAAGAUCAAGUGUCUUAUGAUUCGAAACACCAAUAACAAACACCGAAUUUUAUAAAUAAAAAAAAACGGGGAAAAUUGUAACCAGUGAGUUAAAUUAAUCAGUGCAAUGAUCGUUUUUUUGCUAAUUAUUUAUGUAAAUUUUUUCACUACUUUUUUGUUCCUUAGCUUUUAAAUAAUCUUCCUGAACUGUAUUUUUUGUAAAUAUGUCUCUAUAAAUAGGAAUUGUUGUAAAUGUUAACUCAUUGCAUUCAUCUUUUCUAUGUGCUCACCAUCACAGUUGUACAGGGACGUAAUUACAUGAGUUACCCUUUCCAACAAUUUAUUAUAUCGGAGUAUGCACGAUUACAAAAAUAUUGUUGUAAUAAACUAUAAUACGAGUUUUUUUCAAAUGCUUUUAUUUCCAACCAAUCUAUAAUACAUAGAUCAAUUCGUGGAAAUAUACCUAUCUUUUUUCACAAGUCAACAUAUUGUUAUACUCGCUUGUGGGACUAUAUUUUAUAGAACUUUGAGUAUCGACCUAAAGAUGCGCAGUAGGGUGCAUCGAAAAAGGCGAAAAAUUUUUUUUUGCGAUGGAAAAGUAAUACCUCACAAAAGUUGCCCAAUCAACUGUUAAGUAUUUUGGUAAAAUUUUUUCGAAAUUGGUAAAUAUCUUCUGCCCACCCCCAAGACAAUUAAAAAUUUUGAAAAAAUGUUAAAAGACGAAAAAAAUUUUUAUUUCGAAACGAAAAUGGUAUAGCUCACAAAAGUUGCCUAACACACUAUUUAGUAGUUUAGUAAAAUUGCGAAGAAAAAAAUAUAUUUUCUGCCCCCCACGGCAACUAAUAAUUAGAAAAAAUACAUUAAUAUGCGAAUUUUUUUUGUAAGGGAAAUGUUAUACCUUAUAUAACUUGAAUAAAUAAAUUUGGUUUAAAUUGGAAAAUAUUUUCUGGUUUCACAAGGCAAUUAAAAAGUUUACUUGAGAAAAGUAUACUAAAUAUUCUUUUUAUAACAAAAUAGCCGUCUCUUAUCCGUCUCCCUGAAGUCACCCAAGUUUUCUAAUACUAAAAUAAGUAUAAAGCAAAGUACAAAAUUAGGUAUAUAAAUAUUACAAAAAAAUAUGGUAAAAGCAAUCUAUUCGAAGAUGCCUUCCGAUUUAGCAUUAAAGUGAUACAUAGUUUUUCUGGAAUCAAUUUGAGUUUUUAUAAAUCCAUCCCUUGAAUACGCUCUACAAACUGCUAGAAACGCUUGUGUCACAAGCUUGACACAUCGUUCUACACAUUGUUUGUGGCAGUGAUAUUUUUUCUCAAUCUCAAUGUUAAAAGGGUCUAAGUUAGGAUUCUUAAUAAAAUCUCGCAGGUUGUCACUCGAAAAUCUAGAGAAUAUAGGUGGUUCUGUAAGGUGUUAUUCUUGUUAGUUAAUUAACUCAAAGUAGUCGUUUGAAUCAAAAUUUUUAUAGGAGAAAGUUUGAAGACCCUCAUGUUUUUUGAUUUGGUCAUUGGCAAACUUCUUUUGAUGUCCAAGGGGUAGAUCAUUUGAAUGUCGCAGACAUAUAAACCACUGAAGCGGUUUUUUAAGAUGUUCUUCUAACAGCCGUAUUACAUCACCCUUAGCUCCAGUAUUUACGACUGUUUCGUCACAUGCAAUAGCUGGAUUUGAUACUUUCUGAUAUAUCAGAAAGCGGAUACCCAUAUCCGAAAUAUUUGGACCCUGGCCCAUGCACAAGUGUUAUGUGUUCUUCCACGAUCGAUUGACCAUAAAACUUGGUACUGUUUUUUACUUGAGCUAAAGGUUUGUCUUUGCGUCGGUAACUUUCUUCUUUUACCGUUGUUCUCUCUGAUUAUAUUUGUUUUUGUUUUUUCUAUCAAUCGAGCUUAUCACCAUUUUUCUGGGACCUCUUUGAUUUAAUAGAAAUUCGCACUCAUCCAUAGGCACUUUUUAAAAUUUGCUACAAAGACAAUUAAUCAGAGUGUCACAAUUGCAUGCUGCAAGAUCGAAACGUGUAGUUUUAGUUUUGUUCUUACAGCGUUGAAUUUUAUUUUUGUAAAAUUCACUGUUUUGUCUGUUCUUAAAUGAUUUCAUAAGUUUCAUAUAUUUGUCAUGAUAGGCUUUUAAAAGCUGAAUAAUUCUUGUAUGUUAAAUUAUUGGAAUUAAAGCCUUUUUCCAUAUUUCCUCCAAUUUAAUUGCAACCUGUUCGUCUAUACCAAAAAAUUCUUUUCUUGCUGAGUUUUUUACCCUCUUGCAACCAAAAAACUUCAUCGCUUGUUUGUAUUUCGGUAAAACAUUUUCAGGUAUAUUUGGAGGUUGCCCAAAAAUGGGGCGGUCCACAGUACAUCUUGAUUUUAUUCCCCAUGGUCCUGGCUUAUCUAUUUUAAAAAUCUUUAAUUUACAAACAACAAGAAUAACAAAGUGUUUUGCGCGUUUUGCAAACAAAUGCGCACCAAACAUAAGUGAAAAUUACACGCACGGAUUCACGAAGCGGGACAUUUCAAAGGGGUUGGGGAGGCUAAAAUAACAAAUAAAACUUUAAAUAUUGUUUAAAUUUGUAAUUGAAAACAUUUUAAGUUUUCUUUAAUUGAUCUUAGGUCGAGUUAGCACAUAUUUUAUUCCAAAUAAUAUAAAUUGAAAUUUCCAUAAAAAUCAGAUAUAUAAUAAAAUUCAAGGUCGUUGGGGGGGGGGGGGGCAGAAGAUUCGCUUAGAAUAAAAAAUUAAAAAUACUAAUAUGCUGAAAAAUAACACUAGCAACUUUUUUACGCUAUUAGAUAUAACAUUUCCAACUUAUAUUUUUUCGAUGCACCCUAAUGCGCAGGCUUAGAUGUUACAAAUUUACGUAGACAGAGUCACGAAUGAAGAAGUCUUGAGAAGACUUUUAAAAGAAACAGACCUGCAUAAUGAAAUAAAGUUACGAAAAUUAGAAUACCUUGGUCACGUGAUGGCAGGGACGAGAUUUCAGUCGGAAAGCGUAGUGUUGGAAGCCGAAAGAGGAACAACGAAUGCAUCUGGUGGAAAUUAGAAUGCUUAGAUGGAUAACUGGAGUGACAGGAAAGUAUAAAAUUAAGAGUGAGUAUAGUGAGUGAGAGUGUUGGAAGCCGAAAGAGGAACAACGAAUGCAUCUGGUGGAAAUUAGAAUGCUUAGAUGGAUAACUGGAGUGACAGGAAAGUAUAAAAUUAAGAGUGAGUAUAUUAAGUGUAAGGUGGUAUCAAUUGAUGAUAAAAUGAGAAAGCUUGGGUUAAGCUGAUUUCAUCAUGUUUAAUGUCGAGAAGUUUAUCAUUCAAUAUGAAGAAUUGCUGGUCGGCGGGUUUCUGGGAGGAGUAGGAGAGGAAGACCAAAGUAAACCUGGAGGAGAGGCUUAGGCGGGACAUCUCGAUAAAGCAGACCCUGCAUAGUGAUAAAAGCAAAGAGAAUGAUGAUCGCUGACACUUUGACACAAACAUUACUAUCUUGUACCAUCCUAAUUAUGAUGAAAACUGUUUUAAGCAUAUACCUUUGACAUUGUCUAUGAUUACAAAAUAAUGAAGUGAUGAAGAUUAUCAAAUCAACAUAAAUUAUAUUGAUCGGAAACAUUUUCAAUGGCAAGUGUCAUGUUAGAUAGAAUCAUCUCGUUUUAAAACCUGAUUAGAAGCAACAAACCGUCACAAACUCGCUUAAGUUCAGUACAUGACUCCAGACAAAUUGAUACUAUAGUUCUUGGCUUGAAAUGUAAAAGAUCGAGAUAGCAACGCCCAAAAACACCAAAACGUCUGUUAAAAGAAUUAUUAACAGAUAUGGCUAUGAAGAUAACUAUUAUUGCUGUUGAUCUAAAACAUACCAAAAAAUAUAAUCAGAUAAUUUGAAGAUAAUGUAAAAUCAAACACUCUUUUGUUUACUUUCUUUAGCUAAUAGAAUACGUAUUUCGCUGAAACAUCAAGUUCUUGAAAAUAAUAAAAAUUUCAAUCUAAUUAUUUGUACACCAAACUCAAAAUGUAUAAAAUAAUUUUUAGUACUUGCUGUUAAAUGCUUGCUAGAGGAUGCAAAGUCGAAGUUUUGAAUGUUCGAAUGUCGAAGUUUGGAAUAUUUUUUGUUUAUUUUUGUGAAACUUCUAUCUGUCUUACCCAUGUAUAUUAUUAUGACACGUCCAGACAUGUACAACAAGUGAUCUAAUAUUCUUCUAAACUUCUGCCUCUUUAAUUUAGCUAAUUUAUCAGUUGGGGAUAAAUAUGUUAACGGACCAUGAUAUAAAGAGUUUAUCAAUAUCAUGCUAAACAGCCCCACGAAAGCUUCUAUGUAUCAUAUCUAUCUUGAAAACUUCUUACUAUAAACUUUAUGCGUUUGAGGCGUGCACCGGAACUAUGGUUUAUGUUACAUAUUGGCAACAUGUAGCAUACAUCGUUGUUCCGGUGCACGCCUCAUUUAUAGAACACAUAUUUUUGCAUGUUUUGUACACUCUGGUAUAUUUUUACAAAAUUUUUAAACUUUUUUUCCAAACUAGUUUUCUUUAUGAUUACAAGACAUUACAAUGCAAGGUAAAUUGAGUUUUUACAAGAACUUUACAUUAUAAGGUGCGUUUACAAAAGAAACUGAUAAUCUUAGAAAAUGUUUCGCCGAAAUAGACAAAGAGGCAUUGUUCCUUGACUGGGUAGCUAUCAAAAUGAUGAUGUUCUUUAGUUUCUUUGUAAACGCACAUAUAAUUAGAAAAUAUGUGACAAAUAUGUUAACGUACUCAGUCUGAAAUUGCUAAAGGGUUAUAUGCUUGUUUUUAGUUUUAUGUAAAAGAUAAAAAGUAUAUCUACAUGCAUAUAUCUACAUACAUGCAGAUAUUUCACAAUUAUCUUGACAAUUUUGCGAUAAAAGGGGUAUGAAGACCCUUUCAACUGUUCUAAGCCAUACUGUUCGGUUUUAUGAUCUGUUUUCUAUAACCGGAAUUAUAUUAGAAGAGAGUAAUAAUAUUCUCUAUUCAUUGUCCCAGGUACGUUUGAUACCUGUGAUAUGUCGAAACCCCUGUUUUUGAUAUAUGUUUUAUACUCGUUUAUCCUGACGCUUAAUGAUCUAGCAGUUUCUCCCACGUAGAAACUGUUGCAUUCACAGGGUAUUUUGUAGAUGCAGUUCUUGUUCUUUGAACUCUCUUGUGUGUUGUUGGGUUUGGUUUUGGACAGGAUAGAUCAGAGUGUAUUGGUUGUUUUAACAACCUUUUUUUUCUUUUUUCUAUUUGAUCGUGUUUACUAUUUUUUCAUCUCUUUUAAGAUCUGUCCAUUGUUAUUACUCCUGACACAGUGGGAUUUUUGUCUAGGUGUUGUUUUGUUAAUUUUCCGUGGGCAGAAAAUAUAAUGAGAAUAUAUUUGUUUGUAAAUAUAUCUACGUUUUUUUUCUUUGUUUCAAAGUUUUUGCUCUGUUUAAAUAAAACUAUUUUGAUAUUUAAUUGAACUAUUUUUUGUAGUUUUAUGCUAACUCAUGAAAAUUAUGGAAAUUUAUUCCGCAGAAAAUGCGUCAACACGCAACUAAAGCUCGUCUUUAAUUAUCAUAAAACCCUUUUCCACAAAUACAAUUUUUAAAUUAUUUAGGCUUCUCUCCGUUAGAUGGCGACAGUUUCCUACUGUACAUACUAUCUUAACAUUCGUUCACCAGUUUCUACACAACAAAAUGACGUGCACUCUGGUUUCCCUUCAGAGCGAAUAAAUCUUUCGCCUUUUACUAAAGAUUUCCGUGGAGGGGAACAACUCAAAUGAGUCUAUAACCAAUUUUUUGUGCCCAACGAUUGUUGGGUUUUUUAAAUAAUGAAAACAAAAUAAUUCUCUAGUGUUUGUAUUAUUGACAGUGCUUGAGUGAGACCCAUAUCUUCUUAAUUCUUAUCCUUUUUGAUUGAUAUAUUUUGCUAUAACUUCUUUAUUUUAUUAAAACCAAAGAAUACUCCACAAGUUGGAUGGAGUAUUCUUUCAUUCUUUGUUAAAACUUUGUUAAUUCCUCAUUCCUCCUACCUCCUAGAUUCGAAUUUAUUAAGUAGCUUCUUGGUGUGCUUUGUAUCUUGUAUGUUAGUCCAGUUGGGUUAGACGAAUAACAGGCCUAACCUUGCAUUAGGAGCUGCCCCAAAUUUUAUUUUUUUAAUCUUUAGGGGGUAGUGUAAAUAGUAGUGUAAAUUUAAAAUCUCGACUGAAUUCCGCCAUUGCGUUAGCCGCCAUCUUCAUUUUAAACGAGAACUGUUUUUGCUCACUAUCUCCGCUAUUUUCAACUUUUUGACAAAAAGUAUAACAACCAAAAUUGUUGAAAAUGUAAUUUUCAUCAUUUCUAUUUUUACAAUUUUUUCGUGCCAUCGAUAUUUUCUGAGUUAUAGCGGAAAAUAUUGACAGUUAUAUAUAAAUACAGCAUAAUUAUUAAAUUAUCUCGUUUAUUGUUAGUUUUACGACAAAAAUGUUCCUAUACAAAAAUAGAGAGAAUUGAAUUCUACACAAUUUUAGUUUCUUUCAUUUUUUUACUAAAGUUAAUAUUUAAGGUAAUAUGUAUGCGAUAAUGGCUCGAGUGUAAGACCUGAUUGAUUUUGUAGAAAUUGUUUUUGUUCAAUAUCUACGCCAUUUUCAACUUAAAUUGUUCCAAAUAUGAUUUCCUACAAUUUCUAUUUAACAAUUUUUUUCAUGCGGUUGAUAUUUUCCGUGUUAAGUGGGAAAAUAGUAAAAAGUGGUGGGGGAGCAUAAUUACUGAAUUGAAUCUUUUUCCGAGCUGCCCCAAAUUUUAUAGUUCUAUCCUUUAGGGGAGAUCAAUAGUAGUGUAAACUUAAAAUCUCGACUGAAUUCCGCGGUUGCAUUAGCCGCCAUAUUGAUUUUAAAGGAGAACCGUUGUUGCUUAAUAUCUCCGCCAUUUUCAACUUUUCGACAAAAACGGUAGGAACUAAAAUUGUUGGAAACGCAAUUUCCUACAAUUUCUUUUCCACAAUUUUUUUAUGCGAUCAAUAUUCUCCGAGUUAAGGAGGAAAAUAGUGGAAGCGAAGGGGAAGCAUAAUUAUUGAAUUGUCUCAUUUAUUUUAACUUUAUUUAUUUAUUUAUUUAUUUAUUAACUUUACGACAUAAUUGUACAUAAACAAAAAUAAAGAGAAUUAUAUUUUAUACAAUUUUUGAAACUUCCAAUGAAACACCAACCAAACUAAGUACAUAAAAGACAUAAAUAAUAACUUAUAUGCAUUAAGUUCAUUUAAUUUUAUUAACUAGCGGGUUUUAUUGGUUGAAUUUGUCUGUCGAUAAAUAAGUUUUAUGUCAGCUAACAUAUUUUAAUAUUUCAAGAAUUUUUUUUUUUAAUUUUGGACCCCGUUGGGUGGAUUUUCCCAUUCCCCCCUAUUAGACCCGCCACUGGUUCUCUCGAAAAAUUGUAUUAAAUCGUAAUUGCAACAAUUUCAGUCCUAACACUUUUUGUCGAAAAGUUGAAAAUGGGGAAGAUAUUUAACAAAAACAAUUACUUUAAAAUCAAUCGGGUCUUACGCUCGCGCCUUUACCGCAUACGUACUACCUUAAAUAUUGAUUUUAUCAAAAAAAUGAAAGAGAUCAAAAUUGUACAAAAUUUAAUUCUCUUUAUUUUUGCAUAGGUUAAAAUUUGUUUUAAAAGUAAUAAUUAACUAGGUAAUUCAAUAAAUCAAUAAUGAUGCUUUAAUUGUCACUGUUUUUUCCCAUAACUCAAAAAAUAUGGACCGCACGAAAAAAAUUUUAAUAAACAAAAUUAUAGAAAAUCGCAUUUUCAACAAUUUCAGUUUGUAUAUUUUUUGUCAAAAAGUUGAAAAUGGCGGAGAUAUUGACCCAAAACGGUUCUCGUUUAAAAUCAAAAUGGCGGCUAACGCAACGGUCAAAUUCAGUCGAGAUUUUAAAUUUAUACUACUAUUGACCCCUUCUAAAGAUUAGAAAAAUAAAAUUUGGGGCAGCUCCUAAUGCAAGGUCAAAUGGUAUCCCGACUGGACUGUUAGUAUGUUAUCCUCCAAGGAGUGUCACAAACCAGCUAACAUACUCUUAGGAAAAACAUUGCAGAAUCUUUGAUACUGCAAAUGAAAAUACUGUUUGAAAAUUCUGCAAAUUCCUACUUGUCGCGUAUUUUGAAUAUUACCUAGAAGCAAGCAUAUAGUCGUAAGGUAAUUUUGAGACAAACUUUGUUAAACCAAACUACUUCGUUUAUUGUUUCGCUACUUUUUUUUGUCAUUUUAUGUAUUUAAGAAGUAUUAUUAUUAUUAAUUGUAAGUUUAAUAUUCUUAGGAAGCAACACCAAAUCAACAUUAUAAAUAUAGGUAUAGUUGAAGUAAUAUAUGAGACAUUUUAAUGAUUUGCAUUCCCAUGUGUUUUAAUAUCUUUGUUGUGUUAUUAUUAAUUCAUCUGAAUUUUAUGUUAAAUAUCUGUGACCUGGUAGAUGCCUUAGAAAUUGAUAUAUUAGUAUUUCAUUAUACAGACUUUUAUAAAAUUAAAAAGAACAUAUAAGA